Messenger RNA from Protobothrops mucrosquamatus (brown spotted pit viper), 1572 nucleotides. Its product is annotated as flavin-containing monooxygenase FMO GS-OX-like 2. Bases 1 to 1332 code for a protein of 443 amino acids. NCBI's taxonomy places the organism in Eukaryota, Metazoa, Chordata, Lepidosauria, Squamata, Viperidae. The transcript is spliced from 5 exons. The record is from RefSeq and is a predicted model, not a curated record. Gene Ontology annotation, molecular function: N,N-dimethylaniline monooxygenase activity; NADP binding; flavin adenine dinucleotide binding.
AUGAUACCAACGAAGUUACGUGUGGCAGUAAUUGGGGCAGGAGCGGCAGGACUAUGCGCCGCCCGGCACAUCCUUGCUUCUUCUGAGACUUUUGCUCCACCGGUGGUGUUUGAGGCCUCAGAUCGCUUGGGAGGCACCUGGAUUUACACAGAGGAGAAAGAAGAUGCCAUGGGAAGAACCAUCCACUCCAGCAUGUAUCGUGACCUCAGGACCAACCUGCCCAAGGAAUCAAUGGCCUUUCCAGAUUUCCCCUUUGACCCAUCACUGCCUUCAUUCCUGCACCACUCGGAUGUUCUGGCCUACCUGGAUAGCUAUGCAGAGCAGUCUGGAGUCUGUGACCAUAUCAGGUUCCAAUGGCAAGUGGAGGAGGUCAGGCCUGUUGAGAGGGAUGCAGGCAGCCUAGGUGGCUGGGAAGUCACAGCAACAGUGCAGCACCCAGAGUCAACUCAGCAAGUCAAAGAGCACUUUGAUGCUGUCAUGGUCUGCACUGGCCAUUACACUGUCCCAUUUAUACCUCCCAUUCCUGGGUUGGACACUUUCCAAGGCCGUAUUCUGCACAGCCACUCCUACCGCUAUCCAGAGCCCUUUGCCAAUCAAUCUGUAGUGCUGGUAGGCGCUGGUCCAUCAGGAAUUGAUCUGGCCUUGCAACUCUCUGAUGUAGCUGCUCAAGUAGUGCUCAGCCAUAAAAGGCAACAUGUGUGCGGGCUGCCCAAGGAUGUGAUACAGGUACCCCCACUUUUGAAGGUGGGGCAAAAGACAAUGGUAUUCACUGACUGCUCCAAGAUGCCAGCUGAUGUCUUGAUUCUCUGUACAGGCUACAAGUACAACUUCCCCUUCUUGGACUUGGCCCAAUUGGGCUUACAAGAGACAGAUUAUGGAAUGGGCCCCCUGUACCAGCAUUUACUGCCCCCCCAGCACCCUUCACUCUUCUUGAUCGGCCUUUGUCAGCAGAUCUGUCCUUUCCCACACUUCCACUGCCAGGUGCUAUUUGCACUGGCUGUGCUAAGUGGGCGCUGUUCCCUCCCUUCUGUGGCUGACAUGGAGUCUGAAGUCCAAAGACAGCUGGGACAACAUUUGAAGAAUGGAGGGUUGGCCCGGUACUUCCUGAAGCUGAGGGAAAAACAGUGGAGCUAUAUGGAGGACCUAGCUCACCUUGCUGGAUUCCCACCUGUGCCACCUACUGUCCAACAAAUUUAUGAAGAUACCCAUGCCAACCGUCUCUGCAAUGUGACCACCUAUCGUAGCAGAAACUAUCGGCUAUUGGGCCCCAGUGCUUGGGAGUUGGUGCAGGAUUGUGGUGAGGAUUGCAUAAAGACUGGAGAUCCAAAAUGAGGACCUUUAGAAUGCUCCACCUGGCAUUCUUCUCUCUUCCUCUGUGUGGUUUUCCUUCUAAGGCCCAUCUGCAGUCGGGGAAAUCAGGCCAAGAACUGCCAGGUGAGACAGAGAAAGAACCAAAUCCCCUCAUGGCAUCAUUGAAAUACAAGAAAGAGCUUUUGUAGGGGAAACUUGAAGCAGAUCAUAAAGAGGGAGAAAUAAUGCAUAUUCCAUCAGAAGGAAAAAGGGGGGCUAGAU